AUGGAUACCACCCAACAUACCAACCUCCCAGAAGAAAUCCUUGCGAUUGUCCACCUUCAACAAACCCCUCACUUCCUCGAAACUCUCGCCAUAUCUGCGCUGAAGCCCAUACAAACUCUCAAAUUAUUCACAUAUUUUAAUUCCUUAAUCGCGGACUCAGCUGCAAGAUGGGUCACCAAUUCACAUCGUGGAAUUCAAAGAAAUGAAAUAAUCGAAGCCUUUUCACGAAUACUAUAUCUUGCGCCGCACCUCACUACCUUUCUCGAAAAAUACCUCUCCGAAACUACACCCUCUGCAGAACAUGGCGUUUCUCGCAGUAUACUUUGCCUGAAAGAUGGUGCAAGUGUCGUGGACAAUGCUCUGUCUGAUCUGGAACUGCAACGAAUUUUGCUGGCAACAUGGAGACUCCUCAAUUUCGACAAGCAGGCCUACUCUGGAACGAUUUCGGGCUCCACGAUACAGAGUUUCCUCGGGCAUACGGAUUUAGCAGUACGAUAUCUUGCCGUAAGGAUCUUCUGCCAGCUUCAAUUCGCCUCGGAUGAUAGAUUGGAGGCAAUGAUUGCGAAACAUGUUGGCUAUACAACGGCAGUAAUGGGAGACUUCGACGGCGAGAUGAUGGACUAUGGAUUUCUUAGUAUAUUCGAAGAAAAACGGCUGAAAAAUGCUGCUUCGGAAUUGAGGACUGGGGCAGGAAUGACUCAAUCUCAAAAGUCUUCCCAGGAGUUUUCGCCACUUGUGGUACAGUAUUCAAAUGUUCUGUUACCUCGUCCGAACGGCCAUCCAUCGCAGCCGUCUAAGCUCAUAGCAACAACCACAACUUCUCAGAAUAUGGAGUCUUUCUCCAAGGCCCUUAUGUCUUCAUCGCCAAUCUUACUUCACGGGCUAGCAGGUGCAGGAAAGACUUCUUUGGUCAACGAUUUUGCACGUGAACUUGGAAUGGAUUCGAGCAUGGUCACACUUCAUUUAAACGAGCAGACUGAUGCAAAAAUGCUUAUUGGAAUGUACGCUACAGGAUCCACACCCGGGUCAUUCACCUGGAGAGCAGGCGUUCUGACCACUGCUGUUAAGGAGGGACGCUGGGUGUUUAUCGAGGAUCUUGAUCGAGCUCCGAACGAAGUUAUUAGUGUAAUAUUACCACUUGUGGAGCGGGGCGAGCUUCUUAUUCCAAGUCGAGGCGAAACAGUAAAGGCCAAGGCAGGAUUUAAGCUUCUUGCGAGCAUUCGAACCUCCCUGAAUGUAAGUGGGGGUGAAAUUCAGCCAGCAUUACACAUGCUUGGAGCACGUAUGUGGCAGCGUGUACCCAUUCACAUGCCAACUCAAGACGAAUUCCGCGAAAUAAUCGAAGGCACAUAUCCAGUCCUACGUCAAUUUCUACCUGGAAUUAUCAGCGUCUAUGAACGAGUCUACACUCUCUCCCUUAAGCCUUCAUUUGCAUCCAAAAGUCGUACUUCGAUAGGACGUCCGAUAAGCCCCCGAGAUCUUUUGAAAUGGUGCCGAAGACUAGCUAGUGUUCUUACUUCCUCAGGAUCCAAAACUGGCAGUGAGCCUAUCAGCGACAGCACAAAGUAUGAAAUGUUCUUAGAGGCAGCCGAUUGUUUCUCGGGAAGUUUACAGACCGAGGAAGCCAGAAGGUCGGUGGUUUCUUGUAUUGCCGAGGAAAUGCACAUUGAUCCACAGAGCAUGGAACAUUUUCUCACUGCUCACAUUCCUCGUUACGAUGAUGGCGAAAAUGACCUUCUGAUCGGUAGGGUGCGAUUGACUAAGAAACGAAUCAGUCGCGUUACCAAACCUACUAAAAAGAGUCGCCCCUUUGCAAAUACGACCCAUGCCAAGAGAUUACUUGAACAAGUUGGAGUAGCAGUUCGAAUGUCUGAGCCAGUCUUGCUUGUGGGUGAGACUGGUAUAGGUAAAACUACUGUUGUACAACAGCUCGCGGAUUCCUUAGGAUACAAGCUCACGGCUGUCAACUUAUCCCAGCAAAGUGAAGUCGGUGAUUUGCUCGGAGGCUUCAAGCCUGUCAAUGUCAGAAGUCUUGCAAUUCCACUCAAAGACGAAUUUGACGAUCUUUUUGCAUCAACCGGUAUCUCCACCACCAAGAAUCAAAAGUACAUUGAUCAAAUUGGAAAGUGUGUUGCAAAGAGUCAGUGGAGCAGGGCAUCGAAAUUAUGGCGCGAGGCACCCAAAAUGUUCGAGAAAAUCAUUUCUGAGCUUGCCAAUAGAGAAGAGGCAAAUAUGCGCUCAACCUCAGAGCAGCCCACGAAGAGACGAAAGACGGAAUCAAAGUUACAGUCACUACUGAAAUUGAAGUCUCGUUGGUCAAGGUUCUCUCUGAGCUUGGACCAAUUUGAUAUUCAGUUGUCUGCGGGCUCCAAAGGCUUUGCUUUCUCAUUUGUCGAAGGCAACAUUAUCAAAGCAGCUCGCAAUGGUGAGUGGGUACUGCUAGACGAGAUCAAUUUGGCGUCACCAGAUACUCUCGAGAGCAUAGCGGAUCUCUUGCAUGGUGGUACCGGUUCUCCUUCAAUCCUUCUUUCUGAAACUGGUGAAAUUGAGAGAAUUCAAGCACAUCCAGAUUUCCGUAUUUUUGGUGCCAUGAAUCCCGCGACAGAUGUUGGAAAACGUGAUCUUCCUAUGGGACUACGUUCAAGGUUUACCGAACUUUAUGUUGAUAGCCCCGAUAAAAACUUAGAUGACCUUCUAGCUGUUAUCAAAGCAUAUCUCAAGGGUACGAGUAGCAAUGAUGACAGGGCUGCUCACGAUGUAGCACGCCUUUACAUGAACACUAAACGACUCGCCGAAGAGAAGCGGUUGGUCGAUGGUGCAAAUGAAGUACCGCACUUCAGUUUGCGAACAUUGACUCGCGUUCUCUCUUAUGUAACCGAAAUCGCUCCGUCUUAUGGCUUGCGCAGAGCACUGUACGAGGGUUUUGCUAUGGGAUUCCUGACUCUUUUAAAUCGAGAAUCUGAAAAGAUGCUCAUACCCUUGAUUGAGCAUCAUCUAUUGAAUAGCCAUGGUAACCCACAAGCUCUGUUGGCUCAAACACCAAAACACCCAGAGGAUGGAAAACAGUAUGUACGUUUUAUGAACAAGAAACGGGAUCGUCAAUAUUGGAUGCUUCAAGGCUACGAGACCCCUCAAGAGCAACCUCACUACAUCAUUACCCCAUUUGUUGAGCGCAACAUGCUCAAUCUUGUCCGUGCAACCUCAACUCGGCGCUUUCCAGUCUUAAUUCAAGGUCCUACUUCAUCUGGAAAGACCAGUAUGAUCGAGUAUCUUGCUAAGUUUAGUGGUAACAAAUUUGUGCGAAUCAAUAACCACGAACAUACUGAUCUACAAGAGUACUUGGGCACAUAUAUCUCUGACUCCGAUGGAAAGCUGCGUUUCCAAGAAGGAUUGCUUGUGCAAGCUCUUCGCCAAGGACACUGGAUUGUUCUCGAUGAACUCAAUUUGGCUCCGACUGAUGUUUUAGAAGCCCUUAACCGUCUUUUGGAUGACAAUCGUGAACUUCUCAUCCCAGAGACGCAGGAGAUUGUUCGUCCACAUGAGAAUUUCAUGCUCUUCGCAACACAAAAUCCUCCGGGACUUUAUGGUGGUCGUAAAACCUUAUCACGGGCGUUCCGUAAUCGUUUUCUCGAACUACAUUUUGACGACAUUCCGGAAGAUGAACUUGAUUUUAUUCUCGAGAAACGAAGUCAAAAGGUUGCGCCAUCAGAUUGCCGAAGAAUUGUCGCAGUGUACAAGGAGCUUUCACGUCUUCGACAGUCAACACGUCUUUUCGAACAGAAGGAUAGUUUCGCCACCCUUCGUGACCUUUUCCGUUGGGCAUUACGAGACGCAGACAAUAGGGAGCAGCUUGCCGCUAAUGGUUACAUGCUUCUGGCCGAACGUGUUCGCAACUCGGAAGAGAGGGCAGCAGUCAAGAACAUUAUCGAGACAGUUAUGAAGGUCAAAAUCGAUGUCGACGAUCUCUACGGCAACAGUCUUCCAGAGAUCAAAGCCUACAAUGCGACCCCAAAUUCGCAAGGUGUGGUUUGGACUCAAGCAAUGCGCAGGCUUUAUGUCUUGGUAGCUCAUGCCCUCCGUAACAACGAGCCGGUAUUGCUUGUGGGUGAGACAGGAUGUGGCAAAACCACAGUAUGCCAGAUGCUAGCUGAGGCCUUCGGGAAAACACUCCAUAUAGUGAAUGCCCACCAGAACACCGAGACAGGGGAUUUGAUUGGUGCGCAAAGACCAGUGCGUAACAGGGCCGCCGUCUUGGAGCAGCUCAGGCAAGAUCUUCUGCAUUUACUGAACGGAGUCGGUCAGGGGCAAUCCGAUUCUGAGGAUCUCGAUUCUUUGUGGGCAGCAUACAAAUCCUUACCCGAAACAACAGUCUCUCAAAUACCAAGUGAGCUGUCCUCCCGGAUUCAACUCAACCAAAUCAAGGCAAAGGCACUUUUUGAGUGGUCCGAUGGAAGUCUAGUACAGGCAUUGAAAGAAGGGCAAUUUUUCUUGCUUGACGAGAUAUCACUCGCAGAUGAUUCGGUUUUGGAAAGAUUGAAUUCUGUCCUAGAGUCCCAACGAACAAUUCUGCUCGCAGAAAAAGGUGUUGAGAACUCUUUCGUUCAGGCUGCUGACGGAUUUCAGUUUCUCGCGACUAUGAAUCCGGGAGGUGAUUAUGGCAAAAGGGAACUAUCGCCUGCUCUCCGAAACAGAUUCACCGAAAUCUGGGUUCCAGCCUUAUCAGACCAUGCAGAUGUCAUACAAAUUGUGGAAGCCAAGCUGAACCCAAAGCUAAAAGAAUUUGCUGAGCCUAUGGUAAGAUUUGCGGAAUGGUUUGGUGAAACAUACCGGUCUACAUCUUCGACCUCGGUAUCGGUUCGUGAUAUCUUGGCAUGGAUCAAAUUCAUGAAUGGAUGUUCGACUUGCAGUCCAUAUCAUGCUGUUCUACACGGCGCGGCUAUGGUGUUUAUCGACACACUUGGAGCCAAUCCUGCUGCACUAUUGGCAAUCAACCCCGAAACAAUACAAGAGGAACGCGCGAAAUGCCUGCAGCAGCUGGGCACAUUGCUCAGUCAUGAUGUCAAUGCCAUCUACUUCACGCCAACACAAAUUCAGAACCAGGAUAAUUCUAUCACUAUAGGCGGUUUCUCUAUUCCAAAACAGGCCGGCUCUGAUAGUGACCCAGGGUUUGCAUUUGAUGCCCCGACCACAAAACUGAACGGAAUGCGGGUGCUUCGCGCGCUCCAAGUUCAGAAGCCGAUCCUCAUUGAAGGUAGCCCUGGUGUUGGCAAGACCACACUGAUUGCUGCCUUGGCACGCGCGUGCAACAGACCUUUGACUCGGAUCAAUUUGUCCGAACAGACUGACCUCAUGGAUUUGUUUGGGUCGGACGUUCCUGUUGAGGGCGCUGAAGCCGGACAUUUUGCAUGGCGCGAUGCUCCAUUCCUUCAAGCAAUGCAACGAGGAGAGUGGGUACUUCUAGACGAAAUGAACCUUGCCUCCCAGUCGGUUUUAGAAGGUUUGAAUGCUUGUCUUGAUCAUCGUGGGGAGGUUUACAUCUCAGAAUUGGACCAGACGUUCAAACGUCAUCCGAACUUUUCUGUUUUCGCGGCUCAGAAUCCUCAUCAUCAAGGUGGUGGUAGGAAGGGUCUCCCCAGUUCCUUUGUCAAUCGGUUUACUGUUGUCUAUGCUGAUGUGUUUAGAAAUGAUGAUAUGAAGCUAAUUUGCCAGCACAACUUUCCUUCAAUGCCGCACGAAUUAAUUACGACCAUUAUUGAUUUCGUCACACGACUUGAAGACGAGAUUGUUCGCAAGCGGAGUUUUGGCUCCCAAGGCGGUCCUUGGGAGUUCAAUUUGCGAGACAUCCUUCGAUGGUUACACUUGCUGACAUCUUCAGCUCCUUUGCUUACUAGCAGAAGCCCAGCUGAUUUCCUGAAUUUAAUAUUUCGACAGCGUUUCAGAACUAACAAGGACCGUGAAGAACUCGAUGGUGUUUUUGCUAAGGCAUUCGGUGCCGAUGUACCAUUUCGUCAAUUCUUCCACAACAUGAGCUCAGCUGCCUACCAGGUAGGAAUAGCAUAUAUGCCAAGGCAUCCACUUUACCAACGCAUACCAUUUCCGAAAAUCGAUCCUGUUAACCGUCUUCCGGAGUUGGAGUCAGUAAUCAUGUGUAUUCAACAAAAUCUACCUUGUAUUCUAGUGGGAUCUUCCGGUUCUGGGAAGUCUACAAUUCUUGAGCAUAUUGCGGCUGCCAGUGGCACAUCUCUCACAGUAUUUCCCUUGAACGCAGAUGUUGACACCAUGGACCUCGUAGGUGGAUUCGAGCAGGUUGAUCCACGACGAGCCGCUAGCAGGUUUCUUCAAGAACUCCUUGAGUUCAUGGAAAGUCGUAUACUUGGCACGCUUCCUGAACAAGUUCCCGAUGAUGCAAUCAAAGUUCUCGAUAUUUUGAGAAAAGAUGCUAUGAAUUCCUCUUUCUCGUUCCAAGAAAUUUCCCGACACCUUCGACAGCUCGAACAGACAAGCUCAUUGUCAGAAUUCGGGGACUUGGCAGAGACGUGCGAGACUUUUGCAAGUCGUCCUAUGGCCAUUGAGAAUGCCAGAUUCGAAUGGGUAGAUGGUGUCUUAAUCAAAGCCUUGGAGCAAGGAAAAUGGUUAGUCUUUGAUAAUGCUAAUCUAUGCAGUGCCUCUGUAUUGGACAGGUUGAAUUCGCUUCUUGAGCCAAAUGGAUACCUCAGCAUCAAUGAACAUUGUGGGCCAGAUGGAGAACCCAAGAUUGUUAAACCACAUGCCAAUUUCCGAAUUUUCCUAACAAUGGAUCCUCGAUUUGGGGAGCUAUCUCGUGCCAUGAGAAAUCGUGCAGUAGAAAUAUUCCUCGAGCCACUCACUCCGGAGACUGAACCUAAUACAGUCGCUGAGUUUUCUAUUGUACCAGAAGCCUCACUUCAGAGAUAUCGCCAGGUAUCAAAGAUUCUAGACCUCAAAAGCUCAGAUCUUAACCAAUCAGAUCUAAUUAAUCGUAUUGCAUUGGAUAAUUUGGCUUGGUCCGAUUUGCCUCUUCUUACAAGAUAUGUUGAAAGCGUGGUCCAGAGUCUUGAGCAACAGGAGAUACCUACUGAAAAGCUGUCGACAAUCUCUCGGCAAUAUAUGCAAUUGUACCAAUCCGAAGACAACCGCGAUCUGAGACAUGCAGUGGGAGAUUUAUUAAACAAAGUUGCGAAGAAGACCUUAUUACCCGUGGGCUUCGGUGACGCACAGAUCAUCCAUCCUCUCCAAAAUUCGCCAUUGGUGCCAUUACUGCAGUCUACGUCCGAUGAAUCACAGGUUUAUUGGGUUGCAGCAUGCCUAGAGUACAAGCUUCAGAUUGCUGCCGCAUUAGAGGCCCAUCAAGAACAGCAGUCUGUCAUCCAAACCCUCAAGCCUUCCCAAAUGAACCGCCUUCAGCGAUCCAUGGUCAGUGACAGAGUAGCUUCAGUCGCGAAGGACUCUACCGUGCGAGUCUCUCACUUUUUGAUGCAUACGCUUAAGUGCAUCAAUUCCUGUCUGAAUGCUCACGUUACGGAAAGUGAUCAUUGGAAGUUCCGAAAACACACAAUCACUUCUCUCAUUCGCUAUUGGUGGAGUACUUACAACCUUGUCACCGCAUCAAAAUUUGAAGAGGCAGCGUUCCAGUCUCAUUUAGCAAUUGGAAAUACUGUAUUGGAAGGACUGUCCAAAGAGAGCCCUUUGAUUGAUGAGCAAAAUUCAAUCAUCACGAGUUUUGCUUCAGACUUACAAACAAACUUUGCUUCUGGCUUUAAGCUGACAACAGGUCUAAGCAUGGAGCUUCUUUGGAAACAUCUUCGACCUGUAGUUGCUACCAAGCUUGAAGUCAUGGAAAUAAUGGAUCAUAUGGAAAAAUUGGCUGCGAGAUUCGACGCCUUGCGAUGGAAAGCCUCAAUCUCAGUCACUGAACUCGGGGGCAUCAUGAUGUCUCUCGUUAAAGCACACCAACUUCUUCUAUCUUCGGAUGUGGACGGAGCUGCUCUCAUUCAGACUUUGACCUCGGAGCUUGAUAAUCUUGAGAAAAGUAUCGAUACGGAAGAGGAAAGCCCCAGACCAUUCUUGCAUGAUCAAUUUGAAGCUCUGAGGCAAUUCCAGGUACUCGCAGCUCUGGCAUCUAAUGAACAACCCGGUGAUACUGUUGAUGUUGAAACCGUUGUUCUUGCCGAUCAUCCCAUUACAUCGCAAAUGCGUCUGGGUACAUCAAGCCCAACUUCAUGGCUACUACAGAAUAUCGAUUAUUUAUGGUCCGGAGAGCAUGGCCUUCAGCCUAUCACGGGCAACUUCUCGACUGAUUUCUUACAUCAAAUGAAUGUUAUUGGCGAGGUUGACCUCAAAUCUCUUAGACUACUUGAGUCUGAGCUACCUGUCAUGGCGGAAAAGCUUGCGAAGUCUAGUGGGAUUUUGUCAAACAGCCAAUUGGUGGCUAUCAAUCAAGUCUUGUCACACCUCACGGUGGGCAUCAUUGGAGCGCAUGGCGACAAGAGUUCGAAUGAUUAUCAAACCAGGAAAGAUGUUUUCUCGGCACAGGCCAGCGCUAACGCCCGGCAAGCAAUUACUCUGGACAAUUUCUAUGAAGUCAUUUCCGCUCACCAAGCGACAUUUUUUGAUGGCCAACCAUUAAUUGACACAGAUGUCAACUCUGAUAUUGACAUCUCAAUUUUUGCCAUGGAAGCUGCAAAUACUUCACCUCAAUACAAUAUGGAGUAUUCGGCUCUCGCUUGGGUUCAUUUCGCCGUGGGCUGCAUUGCUCUCUACGUUCCCGAUCGAUCUUUUGAUCCUGAUAAGAGGCAGCGACUCGAGCGACAAAGGCACGAAGAAGUGAUCCAGGAGUUACAAGAUAAGCUCGAUGCCCUUCGAAAUUUUGAACGUCUCUGCUCUGCUCAAGAUUCAAAUCUCCGCUGCCAACUUAUUGAGGCAGAGAUAGUAGAGAUUGGUGAGCCUCCAGAAGCAUCACAGCAAGUUUACCGCCCUGAAACGUCGGAGCUAGACAAGCUUCAGGGUGAGUUCAAGAAUCUCUUGAAAGUUGUGCUCCCAUCACCUGCUAUUACCUCCAAAAUCCAUCAAUAUUUGAUCAACGAUGAUCAAGAUAUCUUAAACGAAAUAAAGCUCAUCCAAAAUAACGUCCUUCAAAUCAUACGACGUCUUUCUGAGCGUUUCCGCGCAUACAGUGAUCUUACUACACCUGUUAUCAAUAUUCUUCACUGUCUCCAAAUUGGGUUGUAUAUGGCGGCACUCGUAUCAAAAGAGCCAUCGGACAACAGUAAAGCAGCUUUGGCUCUAAGCAAAGCAACGCCAUUCUUGGGAGGUACUCCUAAUUCGAUUGAUGAAGAGGUUGUAUCUGGUCAGCCAUUAGAGUACUUGACAUUGAUGGCUACAACUACAUCAAUUGAAUCUAUCGACUCGUUAGAUCUCCCCACCAGGGAAUCGCUUUUUGCUUCGAUUCACUCAUGUUAUGAGCAAUGGACCAAAAAGCUUGAUUCUGACCGCCUCGAGGGGGAAACUAAGUCGGGUCUUUACAGAUACCGUGGAAGUGCCGAAGACGAAGAUGAGGUUGACGAAGAGCAAUUCAAUGAGCUUUUCCCUUCGUAUGAUGAAGAAAGCCCAAGCGAAUCAAACGCUACGUCACAGCAGCAAAACGUCAGGGACAUUGCUGUCACCCUAGCUCUCGUGCAUGGAGAUAUCUUCUUGGGCGGAGCAUCGCCAUCCGCAAGCAUAAUGUCUUUGAUAAAGCACAUCUCUACCCAUAUGGGCAAAUUCAAAGGAAGUGAAGCUGGAUUAGGGGAUCAGAAUAUGAUCAAGGACCUACUUCCAGGCUCGCUUUUGCUUUUAAGUGACAAAAUUGAUGCUUUGAGUUCUUCCGCUACAGUACCUGAAAAUUACAAUUUCUACACAGACGCAAACCUACCAGAAACUCGCAAGCUGGUGAAUCUGAUUUAUCAAGUACAAACAAGAUUCAGAGAGCUCCAAGCUGUGGAUGAGAUCGCGCACAUGCAACCGCUUGAAGAUGUCAUGGUCUCGUGUAAAGAAUUGCUUCGUUUCCGUCACACAGAGCCACUUGCCAAGAUCAUCACUAAGGUAGAGAAAGUCCAUGGCUUCAUGCACGAAUGGCAAUUUGGGGGUUGGGCGAGCCGUUCCAAUUCUGCAAUCGCUCUAUACGACAAUUUGACUAAUACCAUAGUCAAUUGGCGCCGUGUUGAAUUGUCGACAUGGGCAAAAUUGUUCGACAUGGAAAACAAGCAAUGCGAUGACAAUGCAAGAUCCUGGUGGUUCGUCGCAUACCAAGUUAUCAUUGCUGCUCCGUUAUCGAUGUGUGAUUCGGUCGAAGAACUCAAAUUCUAUGCCCAAAAGCUUCUGCAGGAUCUUGAGACAUAUUUCUCAACAGCUAUCAUUGGCCAAUACGUACAGCGUCUCAAAUUGCUGAAGCAAUUGGAAAAACAUGUUGAUCUCCUGGUAUUAGACUAUCCAAAUAUGGCUAUAAUUGCGAAUGCACUGGCGAAUUUCAUCGCUCUUUAUUCACGGUACGAAAAAUCAGUCGAGGAUAGCUUGAAAAUAGGUCGAGUAUCGCUGGAGAAGGCCAUGCGCGAUGUGCUACUUCUUGCAAGUUGGAAAGACACCAAUAUCGUUGCCCUACGCGACAGUGCUAAGAGAUCUCACCACAAGCUUUUCAAGAUUGUUCGAAAAUACCGAGCACUUCUUGGCCGACCCAUGGAUUCGCUUAUCAAGCAAGGGCUUCCCGACGGAGCUGCCGCUAAUGAGGCCGGAACAAGCUACCUUGCAGCAGCACAGUUUCCAACAGUUGACCAAUCGGCUCUUGCAUUAUGUGCUUCCACAAUUCCAAGCUGGACAGAGAAACCGAAGAGAUUCAUCAACGUAUCCAACACUGUCAGCAUGAUGGUAGACAAGAGCCAAUUACCCUCGUCUACAGUAGAAGUAUCUAGCUAUCUCGAAUCAUUCCUCGAGAACAUCAUUACGUCAACUUCAGAACUACAAAAAGCCACCCCAUCAAUCCUUACAGAAGACAACAAGGAUACUGUCAAAUAUCUAAAAUCCCAAAAACGCAAGGUGUUCGCUGAUACAUUGAAAGAUCUUCGUCAAAUGGGGAUCAAAUAUAAUUUGGGCGUGAACGCACUUGCUAAGCAAGAAUCACUCUCUCUUGUUUUAGCGAAUACAGAUUACAUCUCCUCAACUGGUUCCCAUGAUUCAGAGUACUACUUCCACAAGACAGUCGAGCUCGCUCAAAGAGCAAGAGAGGCAGCAAGGCAAUAUUCUGAUGAUCUAAGUAGCGCUGAGAUUGUUAGAAGUACAGGAUUCUUGGAAGGCUUGUUGCAAGCUCUUUUGAGCCAGCGCAACAUACUCUCGAACACAAUGACAAGCAUGAAUCUCUUCAAAGAUAUCAUCAAGAUGGCAAAGGGACUCUGGGCCCCAGAGAUAUACAAUAUCAAGACUACUACUACAAAUUCUAACCAUGAAAAUGUCCUACGCUGGUUACCAAAUAUUUUGGGCGUUGGACUGGAGCUUGUCAACACACAUGCAAAACUUAGUAAGGUUGACGCCAAUUCAGUAGUAGAAGAACUGUCCUCGUGGAAAGAUAUAUUGGUUGACCUCCGGGAAAGAUGGUCCUCAUCGUCUGUCUUGCCAUCUGGAAUCAUGUCGACUCAGCGCCAAGAACUCAAAAUGGCUGUCAAUGAUGCAACUCAGCAAUUAUCAAUCGAUUUGAGCGAUCUCAACGAGCAGCGUCCAGACUUAAGCUUCAUCAUCGAUCAGAUCAUACCUUGGAUUACAAUCAGCUCAUCGGCAGCUGCAGCUUUCUCUAAGCACGCCACUCUGGAAACCCUUGAUCAAAAACUGUCCACUGUUUGCAAUUCAAUCCUCGCAGCAAUGGAGAAGUAUCAGAAAUCCAUUGUUGAUCUUCCAACCUCGACUGAAGAACAAGGUUGGCUCAUGAAGAGCGACACUAUCCUUGCAAACAGCAUCAGAGCUCUUCAUUGUGAGAGUGUUGCAGAACAACUCAAGCAAUCGUUCGACAUUCUUCGACAUCUCAACCUCACAGACGACGUUACUAGCCAAGGAGCCGGUGCAAUAUUUGCAGUUUCUCUUCCAAUCAUCCAGCAAUACUACAAUACAUUGGAAGAAAACAUUGUUCGAUACGCCACUUUACAUCGUUCAACAUGUAAGACCUCAUACAUUCUUGCCAAGACUUUCACACAAAUCGCCUCUCAAGGUUUCUGUACCCCAUCGGAAAAACAAGAUCCGCAAGACGGCAAGACUGAAAAAUUGGAAGGAGGAACUGGACUUGGCGAAGGAGAGGGGGCCGAGGAUAUCAGCAAAGAUAUUGGCGAAGAUGAAGAUCUCGAUGAAUUGGCUCAAGAGCCGAACAAAGAAGAAAAGGGAGAAAUCGAGGAUGAGCAAGAUGCGGUUGAUAUGGCCGAUGGUGAGAUGGAGGGUGAAAUGGGAGAGGCUGAAGAAAAGGGUGAAGAUGAAGAAGGUUCUGACGAAGAAAAGGAUGGUGAUGAGAUGGAUGAAGAGGCUGGAGAUGUGGAUGAUUUAGAUCCUAACGCAGUGGAUGAGAAGAUGUGGGAUGGAGACAAUGAGCAGGCCGAGAAAGAUCAAGAAGGGGAUGAUUCAAAGGGGAAGGCUUCCAAAGACGAACAAGUCGCAGCUCAAGAAAACAACAAAGAAGCUGGGGAGGGUGACGAGGGAGACGAGGGCGAAGAAGAGGAGGAGGAGAUGGCUGGAGCGGAGCAAAGCGAAGAGGUCCAGCAACAAGAUGAUGUAGAAAAACAUGAUCCGCAUGCCGACGAAGGGGAGGCUUUGGACUUGCCUGACGAUAUGCAAUUAGAUGGAGAAGAGAAAGAAGGAAGCGAUGGAAGUGAUGAUGGGAUGGAUGAUCUCCCAGAUAUGGAGGAUGAGGCCAAAGAGACAGAUGAAGUUGCGAAUGAUGGAAAGGAAGAACCCGACGCCGAAAACGCGGAUGGCCAGGAGGAUCAGAAUUUGGACGAUGAGAUGGAUGUUAUUGAUCUGGAUGAAGAGAAAGACGAAGAAGGCGAAAAGACAGAAGAAGCUGGGGAGAAAACCGAGGAAGAACCAGAAGAAGACCAGCAGCCGGAAGAUCAAGAUGGAUUACUGCGUGAUCGUGACGAUGAAGCAACAGCUGAUGCCGAAAACGCGGUGCCGAGUGAUGUUCAAGGCGUCGGAGAAGAUCAGGAUGACAACGAAGCCGAUAAAAAUGCCGAUUCUAAUAGCAAGGCCCAGAAAGAAGAUGGUGGCCAAGGUGGCGACUCAUCUGAAAACAAGCAAGCCGCUGCAGAGGACGGGGAAACUGGCCGACAAGCUGCAGGUGAUGCUCCACAAGAUGCUCAAGAUGACACUCAAGAUAGUUCUGCUGCUCAGCCAUUCAAGAAGCUUGGAGAUGCGCUCGAGAAGUGGCAUCGUCAACAAUCUCAAAUCAGAGAGCCCACAGAGCAGAAAGACCAAAGCCAAGAUCAAAACAUCGACAUGGGUACUGAAAGCAAUGAAUUUCAACAUCUACAAGAUGAAGAUGCUGAAGCCGAUACUCAAGCACUGGGAACUGCUACGGAGGAACAAGCUCAUGCUCUUGAUGAGUCUAUGGCCGUUGAUACAGAAAGUAAAGAUAUGCCAGAAACAUUCCAGCCAGACGAGGCCGAGAAAGAUUCCCUCGACGAAGAUAAUGUUAUGGAUCUCGAGGAUGAUGCUCCAGAACCAGAAGAGCCCUCGACCGCGUACGAAGGUCGAGCCGGUGCUUCCAUUCAUCAAGCCAAGAACAAUAUGGAUGAAGAUAUGGACGACAAUACGCACGCUCAAGCCAACGAGGACAUGGAUUCCGAUGUUGAGGAAGUUGACACACAACUCGACAAUACUCAUCUCGAUACUACUACCACCAUUUCUGUGCGAUCCGCUGCCGAAGCUCGUGCUCAAUGGACUCAUUACGAGUCUAUCACACGUCCACUCUCUCUUUCUCUGACCGAACAACUUCGAUUAAUUCUCGCCCCUACCUUGGCAACUAAGAUGAGGGGUGAUUUCCGUACCGGUAAACGUCUCAAUAUCAAGCGAAUCAUUCCUUACAUUGCCUCCUCAUUCAAGCGCGACAAAAUAUGGAUGCGUCGCAGCAUUCCAUCCAAGCGCUCUUACCAGAUCAUGCUCGCCGUCGAUGACUCGAAAUCUAUGGGAGAAUCUGGUUCUGGAAGUCUCGCGAUGGAGACAUUAGUCAUGAUUUCUAGAUCUCUGGCUAUGCUUGAGGUUGGUGAGAUCUGCGUCCUCGGGUUCGGAGAGAAUGUGAAAGUAGCACAUGAAUUUGAUGUGCCCUUCAGCUCCGAGGCCGGUCCUGUCAUCUUUGAGAAUUUCGGAUUCGAGCAACCGCGAACAGAUAUCACGAGACUCAUCCGCGAGAGUAUUGCGUUAUUCCGUACCGCGCGACAAAAGGCAUCGUCAUCACCUGCAGACCUCUGGCAAAUCUCUCUGAUUAUCUCAGAUGGUGUAUGUAGUUCUUCGGAACACGAUAACAUCCGUCGAUUGUUGAGAGAAGCAGAGGAAGAGAGAAUACUGAUGGUCUUUGUGAUUAUGGAUGAUGUGAGAACCAAAAAGAAGGGAGAAAGUGUGUUGGAUCUCAAGGAGGCGAAGUUUGUGAAGAAUGAGAUGUCGGGGAAGAGUGAGGUGAAGAUCGAGAGAUACCUGGAUACUUUCCCUUUUAGAUAUUACGUUGUGGUUGGGGAUGUGGGAGAAUUGCCAGGUGUGUUGGCGGGAGUAUUGAGACAGUGGUUUGGAGAGGUUGUUGGUAGUGGUUAA
Molecule: messenger RNA, 14826 nt
Organism: Sclerotinia borealis F-4128
Lineage: Eukaryota; Fungi; Ascomycota; Leotiomycetes; Helotiales; Sclerotiniaceae
Source: the annotation of a GenBank genome assembly